ACUCCUUCCCUCUUGAUGGCGCUGUAACCAUUCGUAGCCUACAUCGUUUCACUAUGAAAGAUACACCAUAUUGUAUCUAUGGUUGUUAAUCCAGCAGCUAAAAGAUGUACCUUUGAUACCUUUGAUAGUAAGAGAUAUUUUGCAAAGGAAUUCUGGAGAUUUUUGUUUUGGGUUUUUCUUUUCCUUUUUUUAGAAGAACUGGUUUAAUAAAGAUAAUUUAAGUGUAGGGAAAUAUAUUAUUCAGACCCACACUCCAUUUCAGAAGGUGGCGGUAAUGCAACCAGACCGCCAUAAAAACAAGAAGAAGAAGAAGAAUCUAUUUGAAGGCAGCCUGCAUCAGGGCUUGCAGAAGUGAAUUAACUUUUGCGUUGACUGAACAAUAAUGGGAGAUCCCACAAUGCACAGAGAUUGUCCACUUGAUUGCAAGGUGUAUGUGGGCAAUCUUGGGAACAACGGCAAUAAGACAGAACUGGAGAGAGCCUUUGGCUACUACGGCCCCCUCCGUAGUGUUUGGGUGGCGAGAAAUCCUCCAGGCUUUGCCUUUGUUGAAUUUGAGGACCCGAGAGAUGCCACAGACGCUGUGAGAGAACUGGAUGGAAGAACACUGUGUGGGUGUCGUGUGAGAGUAGAGCUGUCCACUGGAGAGAAACGCUCCAGGAAUAGAGGACCACCCCCAUCAUGGAGCCGCCGCCCACGCGACGACUACAGGCGACGCAGUCCACCCCCUAGACGCCGAUCACCGAGGAGGAGGAGCUUCAGUCGAAGCCGCAGCAGGUCUCUGUCCAGAGACAGGAGACAGGAGAGGUCGCUCUCUCGUGAUGGGAACCACAAGCCUUCAAGGUCCUUUUCAAGGUCAAAGAGUCGUUCUAGGUCCAACGACAGGAAAUGAAAAUGGUGAGGAACUACACUAGUUCCUGGUAGAAGAAAUCUCCAGAAUGAUGUUAUUUGAUGUGUGAGUGUGUGUGUGUCAUGUUCCUUUGUCUCUCAUUAUCACCGUAACAAUAUGAGACUGUAACUGUGUUUACUGCAUAUGAAUAUCAAAAUUCACGGUUAUUUCUAUAGCCCAUCUGCUAUUCCAGUGAUUUUGUUUAUGUUUGCCUUUAGCAGCCACCAUUGCCUUGUUCAUGCUGAAACUCCAUAGAUUGUUUUGUAUUAUCAUUAUUUAUCAAUACGUUGAAUGUUUCUCUAUAUUUGAAUUAAAAUGUUUCAGUGA
Molecule: messenger RNA, 1213 nt
Organism: Alosa sapidissima (American shad)
Lineage: Eukaryota; Metazoa; Chordata; Actinopteri; Clupeiformes; Clupeidae
Gene: srsf3a
Product: serine and arginine rich splicing factor 3a
Exons: 7
Coding region: 383-889 (168 amino acids)
Biological process (GO): mRNA splicing, via spliceosome
Cellular component (GO): nuclear speck
Molecular function (GO): RNA binding
Source: RefSeq, a predicted model, not a curated record